CCCCGCUUCGCCGGCACCGCCGGAGAGUGACGACGAUGAGGAGCCGCCUGCCUGGCCUUCGGAGCUGUCAUCGCUGCUGACGGCUCGUCGGCUGCAGCAACAGCAGCUGUUGCAGCAACAACAGCAGGGCCCGGGGCAGAUGUCGGGCUUGCAGCAGUUGAGUCAGACCCAAGGGUCGCUGCAGGGGCCGCCGUCGUCACCCGCAUCCCCACACACACCGCAUUCGCUGUUUGAAACGCUGCAAGCGAGCCGACCGGAAGCCGCAUCGCCGGUUUGGCUGUUCCCGGGCGUAUCACGGCCGGUCACGGGUGAAACCGUGGCGACGGCACUCGCCUGGGUUAACGACUUGCUUGCGGAUCCGGGGAAACUCGUGGCAUGGGCGCAACCCAUUUCCAGGAUUCACGAGCUAAUGGUGGAGCUGUCUUGGACACCCAAGGCUCCCGGUUGUCGCAGGGCUGCCGUAUUGCUGUGUCAGCGACUGCCGGCACGCGAGCCGACACAGUCCGAAGGCAUCCUCCCGUUCAUAACGCCCGCGGGCACCGCCGCGCCCAGCCGCGCCGUCAGCCGCGCGAUCAGUCGCAAUGUUAGCCGAGCGGCCUCUCGCCGCAUUCGUAGUCGCGCCGUGAGUCGGAAUAACACCCUGGGUCGGGCGGGUACGGCAGCGGGGACGACGUCGGGCGGUAGUGGCGCCGGCGGAGGUGGCGUGCGCGUGCCGUCGCGGCUCUCCGUGGCGGGUGUUGAGGGAGAGGAGACGCUCGGGAGGUUAAGUCCCUCGAGUCCGAUAGGCUUACGGCAGACGUCGAGUAUUACCUUGGGCGCUGAGCCGCAUGUGGCGUUUGGGGAGGCGGCGACGGGAGCGCCGGCAUCGGUGGCGGCGGCAGCUGGUACGGCAGCUGUCUCGUCGUCCUCGCCGCCGCCGUCGCCGGCUGCGUUGACGCCAGAGGCGACGUUCGGGGAGACGGCGGCGGCGGCGGUGCUCGGCGGCGGCGGCAGCGACGGCACCAUCCGGGCGCCUGAAGAGUCGGCACUGCUGCUGUCACCGGCGGCACCGGAGCACCGGCCCAGGUCCUCCCUGACCCGGUCCGGGCAGGGACGCAGCGGCGGAGCUGGCGGUGGUGGAGCAGCCGCCGCCGCCGCCGCCGGCCUUACCGGCAACAACAGCAGCACCGACGGCGUGCGUUGGUCGUACAGCGUUGCAAGCCGACGGCCGGCGGCGGAAUCCGCGGCUCAAAGCGACAGCGACCUGGAAGGUCAGCCUCGAUCGCGCACUUCGCCGCAGUCGCGCUCGAACGACGGAGUAGCACCGGGGGCUGAGGAGGAGGACGAGGAAUGGUCCACGGUGGCCGGUCCGGAGCCCCCGGAUCUGGGUUUUCCGAUCUUUGUUGUCGUACACGAGCUCCCGCCGCUGCCCACCACGUCCUUCCCGCCAGGCAGCCCCGCUGCUGCCGCCGUCAACGGUCCCAACUACCUUUUGGCUUGUCACCUCUACCAGAAGCAUUUGGAGGGGCUUAUGUACGAACAGGCGCGGGAGGAAAUGGAGCAACUACCCAUGUCGUACUUUGAGCGCCUCGCGGACAUGUAUGGCGGCUUUACUCAGGUGGUCGAGUCUCCCUCCGAAAUCGGCGCCGCCCUGGUCCUCGCCACCUCCUGUGCCGUCAGCGGCCGCUACCUGCGCCAGCUGCGUCUGGUGGCCCGUGGGUCGCUCCUCCGGGACCAGCACCCCGCCAAGCUGCCGCCCGCGCUGCCGCUCGGCGAGCCGCUGUCGUUGUUGGUUCGGCUGUCUCGCAUGCAGCCGGGAGCAGCGCUGGUGUUACAUGGGGUGUGGCCCAGCGGAAAACCGGCGCAUGUGGAGGUUUCGGUGGAUCCCAGAUCUCGUACGGCAGGGCAGCUGCUGACGGUGCUGUGCGCGCUGAGCGAGGUUUCCGAGCUCUUCAACGAGCUGCCGCCGCUCGGCAAACCGCGCAACGGCCGGGAGCACAACCCAGCUGCCAACGCCGCCCUCAUCGCCGCCCUCGCAGCAGCCGCCAGCAGCAACGCCGCCAACGGAACCAACGGACCCACGGGUCACCACGGUCACCACGGCACGCACCAUCAUCACGGACCCGGCCACCACGGCCAUCAUCAUCACGGCCGGCAGAGCCAAAGCAACUCGCAGCUGCAGCUGGUUGCGCCCGCUGCUGCGGCCUUUGCUGCGGCCUGGGCGUCAUCCAAGCAGCUGGCCGCGCGGAAGAGGGCGACGCAGCGUUCGCUGGCGUUCAACCUGGUUACGCCCUUCACGGCGAUGGCGCUGAUCUCCAUGACGCUCUCCGGCAACCGAGGCCUCAUCGUGCACACCCUGCAAACCACCACCAGCCGCCCCAGCGACUACCGACAAGGGCACUUCAUGUGGCCAGCGCCCAUCAUGGCGGUCAUGGCGGCCGCCGCCAAGGAAGCAGCAGCCGCGGCGGCACAACUGGUGGCAGCUGCUGCGGCCGCUAACGGGGCUGCCUCCGGGGCUCCGAACGAUCCCAAGCAGCCAGGGGCAACCAGCAGCGGCGGCGCGGCGGCGGCAGGGCUGGGGAGUACGACGGCCUCUGGUGCCCUGUCGACCAAGACGUCACAGCAGCUGCAGCUGACGGCGCCGCAGCAGCAGCAGCCGUACGAGUUUUCAGCUGAGCUGGCGGCGGCGAUGGCCAUGAUGGCUGGCGGAGGCGGCGGCGGAGGCGUUGCGGCGCUGACGCCGCCGGUGGUGGCGCCGCCCCCGCCGCCGCCGCCAGCAUCGUCGGCACGAGAGCGAUAUCGGCUCCAUCCGCACGGCGGGAAGGAGCAGGCCGACGCCGCUGAGCCGCCGCCGCUGCCGCCACAACCGCCGGAAGCGGCGAUUCUAGCCGCGUUGGUCCGCGCCGUCAUUUCCUCGGAAGGAGAGGGCUCGGGUUCGGAAGCAAGCGACCCUCAGCAAUUGCAACAACAACAGCAGCAGCAGCAGACACAGUUGGGGUCGCCGUUGCUGGCUGGGUCGAGGCGAGGCAGCGGCCGCGCCGGCAGCAGCCGCUCGGGGAGCGCCCGACGGCGGCGGAUGUUGUUGGAGCUGUCUGGGAUGCUGGUGGCGGUGCAGCAGGGUUCUGCUGCUAGCGCGCAGCAAGCCGCCAGUGGACGUGCGAGCUCCGCGGAGCCCCAUGACCUGCAUCCCGGCAGCAGCACAACAGCAACGGGAGCAGCAGCAGGAGCAGCAGCGGUUCCCGCGGGAGUCCUGCACCUCAACCGCACCGACGGCGCUUCCUCCACAACACCGCCGGCGGCGCCGUCGCCUCCGCCAUCGCCCGCUAUGCGUACCUCAUUCACACAGGCACCGCCGCCACCCGCCAUCCGCCCGGUGUCACGUCUGCACUCCGCACCGCUGCCACAGCACCCGCACCAACAGCACCCGCAUCCGUCGCCCGGUCGGGGCAGGGAGACCCCCACACCCCAAGUCCAGGACUCAUCGCCCCUCACAGCCUCCUCCGGCCUACCCCUACCCCCGCUGCCUCCCUUGCCACCCCAACCCUCGCUGCCCUCCUCCUCCAAACCGCUCUCCUACCAUCCCUCGCAACCAGCACCACCACUGCCGCCUUCGGGUUCCCUGCAGUCCCCGCCGUUGCCCUCCGCCCCAUCCCCUCAGCCCCCUGGUCCUCCCAGCCCGCCCCUGGAAGCCAUUAAGGCCCUGCAGGGCCCUAUCGGUCCGCCGCUAACGGCCACCUCGCUCGCGACCGCUCAUCUUCUGACGGUGAUUGGCCGCCUGUCGAUGUUGCAGCAGGCCGACGGCAGCUGGCCGGCAGUUGCUGAGGUGGAGGAGCUGGUGGUUAGCAACGGUCGACAUCUGGUGGUGCCGGUGCUAGGCGGCCCCAAGCCCGCCACCCCCGCUGAGAAGAUGGCUGCGGACGCCCGAGAGGCGCGUCUCCGGGAGAGUCUGACUCAGCUGCGCGAAACCGCACUCCGAGGUGCCGUACGAGGUCCCGCAUGGAGCACCGUACUGGCGCUUGCGCUGCUACGGGGAAAGUACGGCAGCCAUCGCAUGGCGUGGAUUCCGUUGGAGGCCAAGGCGUUUGCAUGGCUAGAGCGCAAGUGGCCCCCGCCGGCGGCUUGCGGCAUCUCCCCGCCCGCUGCCAUCAUGCGGGUGUCGGCGCUGUUGUAGACUGGGAUGGUUUCCCGCGCUGUGUUACAGACCUUACAGUGUUCAGGCGGUUUGUGGGUUAGGUGAGACAUGUGCAUGUGUGUGGGGCUGUGGUUUGCGAGUUAGUGGAUUGGUGACUUCUAUGGGUUACGAUAGCAGUCGUUGGACCCGUGGCCGCUUACGUUCUUAGCCUUCUGGACUGGCUAUGCGCAUGUGUUUUGCCUUGGCUGGCAUCUGCACCUGUUAACAAUGCUACCGAGGGGUGCGUUGAACGGUAUGUCCGUUUGUUUGGAACUUGCGAAAGUCCGCCGCGAAGGCGAUGCAGACGUUGCGGAGCCGCACGUUAGGGCAGCCGUACGGCCAUUGGUACGAACAAAUCCAUGUGGCUGGGUUGGUUUGUACGGCAGAUUGGACAGAAGGACCUUACUUUCAUGCGGAUACGCAACGUCUCGCGUAUCGUUAUACGAGAGAGAAAGAGCGAGAAGAUGGCAUUCGUGAACCUCGACAUCUAACUGUGAUUGAUGUUGAGUGCCCUAUUCUGUUGUCGUGACGAUGUGUUUUACGUAUGUUGGGUAUGUAUGUACGUUGUACGGUACACAUACGUACGGCAUUGUUUGUCUUGUGAAGAAUUGCGAAAGAAUGCGACGCGCCAGUUGUGCCUUGGCAACCGUACGAAACAUGCGCCACACUCGCCUCUGCUCUUGUGGGCGAGCAGGGAUCGUAGUGCGGAACUUGAUUGAAGGGGUAUGGCAGUAUAGCAAAGACCCAUGGGUCAUGGGGGCUCGUGGCCCGCUAUGCCCUUGGGUGUUUUAAGUUUGGGCGCACCUUUUAGCAGGGCUAGCACCGAUCUCUGACGAUCCUGGUCGUGUGGAAUGGUCCGGGGCUCCGGGCUUGGCAUCUUUGCACAGCACAUGUGUUUAGCCCUUGUUGUCGCUAGGGCAUUGUGCUGUCAUGCCCUAGCUACUUCAGUUGCCAUAUAGCAGCGUUUCCGUGACUAGCUUGUUGUCAAUGCUAAUCGCUACGAGUUUGAGGACCGGUCAACUCCGGCUUCCUGUCGCAUAGGGCUCGAAAGGACCCUUCGUGCAGCUUACCGCAAUAAGCAUCAUGUUGUUGUAACGUUGC
Molecule: messenger RNA, 5251 nt
Organism: Astrephomene gubernaculifera
Lineage: Eukaryota; Viridiplantae; Chlorophyta; Chlorophyceae; Chlamydomonadales; Astrephomenaceae
Source: the annotation of a GenBank genome assembly